AUGGACGAGCAACCGCGGUUGAUGCACUCUCAUGCGGGAGUAGGGAUGGCAGGGCAUCCCGGCCUGUCUCAACACAUGGAAGGCACCGGAGGAACAGACGGCGAUGGGAGAAAACAGGACAUUGGAGACAUUUUACAGCAAAUAAUGACCAUCACAGAUCAAAGUCUGGAUGAAGCUCAAGCUAGGUAAGGUGCUAGGGACCUACCUUGUCAAAAUGGGCAGCGAAUCAUUAUGGCAAACUACUCUAUGCAUUCAAUAUCGAUGGAUAAUAAGACAUUUCAAACCCGUCAGAUUUUUUGUGAAAAAUAUUAUAUUGAUGAAUUGAAAAUAAUUAGGUAUUCGCGCCCAACAGCCUACAAUAAUGAUAAGCGGGCGAGCGCGCAUUUGGUAAAAUAAUGACAUCCAAAGUGCACCAGUUACUGAAAAUACACUUUGAAGUUCUAUUAUUAUUAAUAUUUAGAAAACAGAUCAUUUUCUCCUGACUUUCCAGAAAUUAUAGACCGUAAAAUUGCAGCAGUUUAGCCUACAGGCUGCAACUAUAGAUUCAAAGUGUUUUCACACUACUGACAAAUCAAUAAUGACUCGCAAAUUUGACAUCUCAAGUUUGUGGAUGCGAUCUGUCAUCAAAAUAACCAGCAUCACAUUGAUUGACAACAUCAUCAUUUUGAUUAACUUUUGUGCAAACACAGCUCUCUCAGUCACUCCAGGCAAAAUAUAACUGAUAAGGCACAGCCUAAAUCUAAAAUAAAUCGAGACUAGGCUAUUAGGCUAUCAUUUGUUAUUUACAUGGGCAAUACAAUAGGCUAUUGGUAGUAAUUGCAGAAAAUAAUUUGCAUCCAGUUAUUAGAUAUUUUGUUGACUCAGACGCUAAAGAGAAGUACUCAGACGUGCAUGGUGCGCGUAGGCUAUGUGUUUAGUCUAUAUCGUGGAGGGCGGGCAGCAGAGAGGAAUCUGUCAAAAUGCCAUGAAGCUCUUUGGACAACCUUUUCCACAGUCCUGUGUUUCACUGCGAUAUACAUGACUGUAAUUUAUACAAAGUCAACAACAAACAAGACAUGUAAUAAUUGUUGAUAAUACUUUACCUUUCUAAACAAAAAAUUACAUCUUCAAAACUGUUGUAUAAAUUAUUGUUGGUAUUGUUGCUCAAUCAGUCCAGAACUCAGCAUGAUUUUUUGCAUGAUAUUUUUAGGCAGUUACAAGUAGCCAUAUAUUCCAGUUUACUUUCUUUACUUACUUCCGAUAAUAAUAAUAAUAAUAAUAUUAAUAAUAGGCCUAUACAUAUUAACAUGUCAUUUUUAAAAUAUUACAUAUGCUAUUUUACUUUUGAGACUAAGCAUGUAUAUAAAAAAUACAGCAGCCUAUUAAUAAAAAAGGUUGAUGUAAUGCGCAAUUGUAUCACACAAUUGCCUGUCUCCAUAAUUUGCGGCACAUGCUUCAAUAAACCCGUUAUAGCCUAACUAUGUUAUUAAGAUAAUUUUUGAAGGUACUUUGUUUUGUUUUAGGAAACACGCCUUGAAUUGCCACAGGAUGAAGCCUGCUCUCUUCAACGUCUUGUGUGAAAUCAAAGAAAAAACA
Messenger RNA from Coregonus sp. 'balchen', 1575 nucleotides. NCBI's taxonomy places the organism in Eukaryota, Metazoa, Chordata, Actinopteri, Salmoniformes, Salmonidae. The record is from the annotation of a GenBank genome assembly.